Cheilinus undulatus (humphead wrasse) is the source of this 2085-nucleotide messenger RNA. It is a transcript of the gene tmco6, whose product is annotated as transmembrane and coiled-coil domains 6. The coding region runs from base 132 to 1622 and encodes 496 amino acids. NCBI's taxonomy places the organism in Eukaryota, Metazoa, Chordata, Actinopteri, Labriformes, Labridae. Gene Ontology annotation, molecular function: protein binding. The record is from RefSeq and is a predicted model, not a curated record. The transcript is spliced from 12 exons.
GAAGAAGAAGAAGAAGAAGAAGAAGAAGAAGUUGUUUAGUGCGUUGGUUCCAUGGCGACAGUGUGACAGCUGCAUGUAUCAGCCUUCUUCAGACCUUCUUCUCCACGCUGAUAGUCAUGUCAUAAUCAAAUAUGUGGAGGUUAAACAAGGUUCGCCACAAAGCUGGUCGACACCCUGAUCGCUUGGAGGGGAUCCGGCUAAAGAAGAGAGUGCAAGAAAAAGAGUUGAGACAGGCCCGCAGAGACAAACAGCUCGUGAGCAAAAGACUCCUGCUUGAUGAAGAUGAGGACCAAUCAGAGACCACCAUGGAUACUGCCUCAGAAGAGCAGGAUGUUGUCAGUUUAUUUCACAAACUUCAACACAGUGUGCCGGAGAGAGAGCUCCACCUGAAAAUUUUGAGUAAAGCUCUACGUGACCCCUCAGCUCAGCUCACCUUUAUCAAGCUGGAGAACAGCAUGCGUCUUCUGGUUGGUCUCCUCACUGGCACAAAUGCAACGUGCCGUCUGCAGGCUGUUCAGUGUCUUCAUGAGUUGUCUCACUCCCCUCACACAAACAUAGCAUUGGCGUGUCUACCUGCGACCCCCUACCUGCUCACCUAUUUGUCUGGCCAAAGCACCAAGUUUACUGAGCUGUGUCUCUACACACUGGGUAACUUGUGCCCAGAAAGUGAUGUUGUGAAAGAGAAACUCCUUGCUCAGGGAAUUAUACCAGCUCUGGCCAACUGCAUAGAGAAUCAGAGACAUAACCUUGCUGUGGUAGAGGCUGCAGGUUUCAGCCUCUCUCAGCUUCUCCAGGCUAAAGAUGGAGCAGGAAAAAUAAUUGAGAUGGUCCUGGCUUCCAGCUUACCUUCAAGUUUGUUAUCAGUCCUAACUCCUGACGCAAACUUUGGUCUGGCACCUGCCAUCGAGUGUGCGUGGUGUCUUCAUUACCUCAUAUGCAAUAUGGAAGAUCACAGAUUGCUGUUGGCUCUUGGGGUGCUCUCACACUGCAGUUCACUAUUAGUGUCACUAGGUGGUGCUGUGGAUGAAGGAAACAAAGAAGAAGGGCUGGAGCUGCUCAUCUGUCCUCUGCUAAGAUGUGUGGGAAACCUACUCUCCUCCUGCCGAGUGGAAGACCUAGGCAUCCAAGUCGGUGACGUUCACAUUGUAGUUACUUUGUGUGCACUUCUUCAGGCCUACGUUAAAACUCAGCCCGCCUUGGCCAGAGAGUGUGCCUGGGUCCUCAACAAUCUCACAGCUCACUCCAGUGCUUUCUGCUCUGCUCUGCUGACUUUCAACUUAGUCCCUGGACUUAUUCAGCUCCUUCGGUUCUCUCAAGGCAUUAACACCAUGAUCAUGAGGGUUCUAGCAAACAUCACCUACAAGGAAAAGGAGUUCUGUGUCCAGCUAGCCCACCUUGGAUUGCUGUCAGCACUUUGUGCAACUCUAAAAAUGGCCGACAAGGACAUGGUGGUCCUGAGCAUGGAUGUCUUGUUCAUGCUAGUACUUAGUGGUCCACAGGUGACAGAGGAGUUUCUGAGGCAGGGCGGGCUUUCACAGGUAGAAGCUCUUCAGUACAACACUGAGAAAGAGAUAAGACGAAGAGCAACGUAUCUCCUGGAAAACCAUCUAUUUAGUUCCUAGAUUAAAACUGAAAACUUUAACUUUGUCCUUGUACCAUGCUUGUACUUUGUCCUUGUACUCAUACUUUUUAGACCUUUUAAUACGAUUUGCUGGUUUUGAUGAACUGAACCAUCACUGUGUGUUGUCAAUUACAUUUUUAAACAUAAGAAUGAAAUACAACUUUAUCACCUGAGGCUCUAUACCUCAAACAUUUGUUAUGAUGUAUUUUGUGACCACCAUUGAGAAGAUGAAGAACAAGGGUGUUGUUUUAUCUUGAAUACUUUCUGCACAUUCAGAGGAGUUUUUAUUACAUAGAAUAGCAAGUUUUAGAAGUAUCAUAUUUUUAAGCCAGUAAUGUAAUACUGUUGACAACUGCUCUUUGAUAAAAUAAACUGUUGAUGCAUAUAAGCUUCACUAUGCAUGUACUUGUAUGACUGCUUUUAAGAAAUUAUCUGAGGAAGAAUAAAUAUGAUUUGAUCACUGA